This is a messenger RNA of Lolium rigidum, 923 nucleotides long. RefSeq lists its product as uncharacterized. The record is from RefSeq and is a predicted model, not a curated record. NCBI's taxonomy places the organism in Eukaryota, Viridiplantae, Streptophyta, Magnoliopsida, Poales, Poaceae. Bases 8 to 475 code for a protein of 155 amino acids. The transcript has 6 exons.
CACAAAAAUGGAGCCCAAGAAGUCCUCCGCGCAGAGCCUCCCCCAGCCCCGCGCCGCCACCAAGAAGUCGCCUCCCCGCGCCGCCGCCGAUGCCGCCGCCGCCGGAGUCGAGUCGCCGUUGAGCAGCCUGUUCCAGCCGACGUCCCACGGGGUAAACGGCAAAGAGCAGGACCUGUACGCCAUCCUUUUCAAGGGCCAGAACGGGAGUGCUCAGGCUAGCAUCACAGAUGGUAAACCCCAGUGGAGUCCUGCUAAAAGUCGAACGCCAUACACCAAGGAAAACAAACACUCGCACACAUAUGACUCGGUUGGUACGUCAUCUUGCUUUGGUUCUUCUGUGCACUAUGGUGGCCGAGACUAUUAUGGCAGCUUUGCACCUAAGCAAUCCUCGGAAUACAAUGAUUACAAGUCAGCUAACAAGGAUCCAGUCACAGAUUCUCACGGCGACUGGUGGCAAGGAUCAUUUAACUACUAAGCAAGCUUGGUGUCCUCUCCCUUCUCGAACAAGGAAAUCGAAGGGGAGAUGUUGAAGCUGGUUUCCUUGAUAGUAUCGCUUACCUUACAUAGUGGCGUCACAUUCGCUCAACCUGUGGUGGCAGUAUUUGGAUGCAUCAUCACUCCUGGGCAGAUGCAGUGUGUGCCUUUACCUUUUUCUUCCAUAGUAUGUUGUGCUUUUAGCUUUGGAAAAAAUGUAAUGAACUUACAAGUACCUCAAGAGUUAGGUCUCAGCCUGCAUAAAGAGUCCCUACUCCAUUCUGCCAAAUAUAGGCAGUCUGGUCUCUGGCUCUACAUAUGAAGCAUGUUUGUCUUGUACUCUAGGAUCCUCUCUCCAGACCAGAAGUGCUGGAGAAGCAGAGAUCAUUUACAUUGUACCCGAACUGUACUCCUGGAAUUUCAUAGAAGUUUGGAAAGUGUUCUUCUCA